Trifolium pratense (red clover) is the source of this 1642-nucleotide messenger RNA. RefSeq lists its product as uncharacterized. The coding region runs from base 371 to 1126 and encodes 251 amino acids. The record is from RefSeq and is a predicted model, not a curated record. The transcript has 5 exons. Lineage: Eukaryota; Viridiplantae; Streptophyta; Magnoliopsida; Fabales; Fabaceae.
UUGAAUUGCCCUGAGGGAGAGAGAGCAGGAGCCAGGAGGGGAAAAGUUGGUUAGAGACUCACAGGUGGAAAUUCAAGAAAGAAAGAAAGAAAGAAAGAAAGAAAGGGUUAGAAAACAAAACACACACAACACAACACAAGUUGCAAUUUUUAAUACCUCUCUGCUGCAAAAUUGGCAAUUGCUCAUCACUCGCCAGCAAGAACAAACAACACAGAAGAAAAAAAAGAAACUCUGCAAACGACACAACACAACACAACGUUCUUGUUUCUAAGAAAACCUCACCGAUAACAACAACGACGACGAUGCAUUCCGAUUGAUUUUUAAUCUUAAAAAACCACACACGCGCGCACACACACAGUAAUUAUUAUUUAUGAUGCUUUGUUGCUGUUGUUGUUGCAAUUUGAGAGAUCGAAUACAACCAUGGAUACGCGAUUACGAUAGCCUUCAGUCAUUCGCUGUAAUCCUCAUUUACAUACAGAUUGGAUGCGCGUUAAUUGGAUCGCUUGGAGCAUCUUACAAUGGUGUGUCGCUUAUAAAUCUUGCAAUUGCAUUGUUCGCUUUGGUUGCAAUUGAGAGUAGCAGUCAGAGCCUUGGUCGCACCUAUGCUUUUCUUCUCUUUUGUUCUAUAUUGCUUGACAUUUCUUGGUUCAUUCUCUUCACUCAUGAAAUUUGGAAUAUUUCUUCCGCCGAUUAUGCCAAAUUUUUCAUAUUUUCUUUGAAACUUACCCUGGCUAUGCAAAUUGCUGGUUUCAUAGUAAGGCUAUCAUCCUCAUUGUUAUGGAUUCAAAUUUAUAGGCUGGGUGCAUCCUAUGUGGACACAUCUUCUCGAGCAGCAGAUUUUGACUUACGGAGUAGUUUUCUGAGUCCCGUGACACCUGCAGUAGCAAGGCAAAUCUCUGAUUCCAAUGAGAUACUUGGAGGCUCUAUAUAUGAUCCAGCAUACUACUCAUCCCUGUUUGAAGAUAGUCAAGAAAACAAAUCUACAUGCGGGAUGCCCAAUCAUGACAUUACCCCGAAUGGGUCAACAUCAGCCACUGGAGUCUCUCAGAAGACGUCCAUGGAGAGACCUUUUCAGGCUGUGGAUGUAGGAAGAGAAUGUAUAAAUCAAAAGAUGGAACUCGUUUGAAAUAGAGACCGAAAUGCAUUGUUCUCACUCCUGUAUUGGUAUGAGUUUCUUUCUCGUUAUAGCAGCAGCCUGUAUGGGAGUGGGGUCUUGUACCAUAUGUAUCUGUUGGCAACUUUCUCAUUGUAAAUGUUUGGGCAGAAAGGAGAGGCACAUCACUGGUGCAUUCUAUGACAAAAAUGAAAUCCAAGGUUUUGCCGUGAAGCAAUACCUGACUAUGUCUGUGAAAAUUCAGCUUAGGAAGAAACCAAUCUAGUACAUUUUUGACAGAUCUGCAUAUGAGCAAGCAGUUCGGCAUGCUGCACCCUAGUUUUCCAUGCUGCAUAUAUAGGUGGAAAAUAUGUCUGGAACUUGUUCCGGGGUUUUUCUUGCCUCUUUUGUUGCAGUGAUUGAUUAGGAGGCGCUAGUUAGUGAAUCCAUAGUCAAGUAGCAGGCAUUUUUUUAUUUAAUUAUUUUUUAAACUAGACCAUGAGGAUAUAUAUACAAUAUUAAAGAUGCUAUGAAAUCAGUUAGUGUUCA